Molecule: messenger RNA, 987 nt
Organism: Halteromyces radiatus
Lineage: Eukaryota; Fungi; Mucoromycota; Mucoromycetes; Mucorales; Cunninghamellaceae
Product: anthranilate phosphoribosyltransferase
Exons: 4
Coding region: 1-987 (328 amino acids)
Biological process (GO): L-tryptophan biosynthetic process
Cellular component (GO): cytosol
Molecular function (GO): anthranilate phosphoribosyltransferase activity
Source: RefSeq, a predicted model, not a curated record
AUGAAUGGAAACGCUACUCAUAGUCAGAUAUCUGCUUUUUUAGUUGGUUUACGGUUACAAAAUAAAGACUCUGAUCCUGUGAUUGUUGCAGCUUGUGCAAAGGCCAUGCGUAGUCAUGCUAGAUUGAUUCCUUAUGAAAACUAUGAACAUGUAGAAGGCAACGUAGUGGAUAUUGUGGGUACUGGAGGUGAUGGACAUGAUACUUAUAAUGUAUCAACAACUGCAUCUAUUGUGGCUGCUGGUGCUGGUGCCAAAGUAGCUAAACAUGGAAAUCGUGCAGCAUCAUCUAAAUCAGGUUCGGCAGAUUUAAUGGAAGCACAUGGAUGUCAUAUUGGAUUAGUAGAACCGGAACAAGUAGCAAGUAUCCUUGAUAAGACCAACUUUUGUUUUUUAUUCUCACAAACAUAUCAUCCUGCUAUGAAACAUGUCGCUUCUCUCAGAAAAGAAAUUGGCAUUCCAACUGUGUUUAAUCUUCUUGGCCCAAUGAGUAAUCCUGCAAAACCUGCUCGUGUCGUGGUUGGUGUUCAUUCUCCCCAGAUUGGUAGCUUGAUGGCAAAUGCUUUGAAAUUAACUGGUGUACGUGGUGCUUUGGUGGUUUGUGGAAAUGAAAAAUUGGAUGAGAUUAGUCCUUCUGGUGAUACAAACUAUUGGAGAGUACACGAAAAUGGAGAUAUCACUACUGGUACAUUACAUCCUACAACAGAUUUUGGACUUGCAACACAUCCUUUGGCAGAGGUGAAAGGAGGCGAUUGUUAUGAAAAUGCGAAAACAUUAGAUCGACUAUUAAAUAAUCAACUACCGGAAGGGGACCCGAUCCUGGAUUUUGUAUUGUUGAAUGCAGCUGCGUUACUGGUAGUCGGAGGUGUUGCUUCGGAUUUCAAAGAUGGUGUUAACAAAGCAAAGGAAUCUAUUCAAUCUGGAAAAGCUAAAUCAGUACUGGAAGCAUUUAGGGUAGCAACUACUGCUUUACAACAAAAACAUUCAUAG